Messenger RNA from Nannospalax galili (Upper Galilee mountains blind mole rat), 639 nucleotides. Its product is annotated as putative ankyrin repeat domain-containing protein 20A5. The transcript has 4 exons. The coding region runs from base 1 to 639 and encodes 212 amino acids. NCBI's taxonomy places the organism in Eukaryota, Metazoa, Chordata, Mammalia, Rodentia, Spalacidae. The record is from RefSeq and is a predicted model, not a curated record. Gene Ontology annotation, molecular function: protein binding.
AUGAAGAAGAUUCUGGGCCAUGGGUUUAAGGAAAGGACACCCUUGGUCUUCUGCAGUGUCCCACGAAGGAACUUUGUGGACAUUUUGCGUGAUAUGAAAAGCCUUUCUGUUCCAGAUGAACCAAGAUACAAACCUCUCAUAAAGAUUCACAAGGCCGCAAAGGAAGGGGAUGUGGAGAGAACUGAGAGAAUGAUCAGGUUUGGGAAAUACAGCGUGCAUGACAGGGACAAGAUGCAAAGGACUGCUCUGCAUUUUGCCUGUGCCUAUGGCUAUGAACAGGUAGUGACUCUCCUGUUGUAUAACAAUUGCGAGAUUGACGCUCUCAACAGGAACUUCGUGACACCUCUGAUGAAGGCUGUACAAAGUUGGACAUAUGGAUGUGUGACUACUCUGCUAAAACACGGCGCUGAUCCAAACCAUAAGGAUAGUUAUGGGAAUAGUGGACUCCAUUAUGCCAUCUCUGAAGACAACCAAACCCUUGCUGGAAUGCUACUUAAAUACUUAAAUGCUGACAUUGAACAACAGAACAAGGCCAACUAUGGCUAUAGGCAGACCUUGUUUCAAAAAGAAAAACAAACAAAUAGAAAAAAAGAAAUGAGAUUGAAGAUAUACUCGGUGCUUCUGUAUGCUCAACUAUAA